AUGCGGUCUUUAUCCGUCCUGCCGGUGCUCUCAACACUUGUCCUACUUCUCAAUUACUCGCUUCACACAGCCGCAACCCCGCUCGCGUUGGUAGCGAAUGCAACGGAAGAAAACAGACUUGAGAAGCGCUGUGCAAAUCCUUGCGGCUACAACGACUGGCUUUGCUGUGAGACCGGUCAGACGUGCAGUACCAACAGUGCCAAAGAGGCCGUCUGUUCAGAUGGCGGUGGCGAUGGCAGCGGAGAUUGGGAAUAUUACACAACAACAUAUGUGCUCACCAAUACCGACCUAACAACUAUUACCUCCGUCUGGAGCAGCCAGGUUGCCGCAGCCACAAGCACGGGCACAUGCAGAUUCGACCUCGGUGAGACAAAGUGCGGCUCUACUUGUUGUGAUGCCACGCAAGAAUGCGCCUGGAAUAAGGCUGGCGAUGCGGGCCAGUGUGUCGCUGAGAGUUCUUCAUUUGUUGCGACUGCGACAGCAACGGACGCAGGGUCAGAGGCCACGCCGGGAGUGCGAGUGACGAGUAAUGGGGCAAGCACCGUAACUGCAACCUCAGCCCCAACCACAACGGAGGGAUUCACAGCUCCGGUCGGAACGAACGGGGCAGAGUUGAUAGGGGUUAAAGCCACAGACAGCAGCGGACUAAGUGGUGGCGCCAUCGCAGGAAUCGUUAUUGGCAGUAUCGUUGGUGCGUUCUUGCUGCUACUCCUCUGUGCCUGUCUCUGCUGCAAGGGUAUCUUGGAAGGCCUGUUUGCAGCACUGGGAAUUGGCAAGAAGCGACGCAGACAAGACACAACUUAUAUUGAAGAGCACCAUUCUCACCACUCGCAUGGCAAUCGACCCCCUCCCCCUCCUCCUGCCGGCCGGCGAACAUGGUUCGGCUCCAGACCAGCCGCCGGAGGCAGUGAGGUUAGCGAGAAGAAAGAGUCCAAAUGGGGCUUGGGUACAAUUGCCAUCAUUCUCGGUGCUCUUGCUCUGUGUUUGGGAUUGAAGAGGAAGAGAGAUAGAGAGCACGAUGACAGCAAGACAGAGUCUUCCUACCCAAGUUCAUACUACUACUAUUCCGAUUAUUACUCGGGCACAGGGACCGAAGUUCUGACAGACGAACUAGGGAUACACGGCGGUCACGACGAUCGCGCACUCGCUCUGAUCGUCCAUGAUAUCUAA
This is a messenger RNA of Penicillium coprophilum, 1170 nucleotides long. RefSeq lists its product as uncharacterized. Bases 1 to 1170 code for a protein of 389 amino acids. NCBI's taxonomy places the organism in Eukaryota, Fungi, Ascomycota, Eurotiomycetes, Eurotiales, Aspergillaceae. The transcript is spliced from 2 exons. The record is from RefSeq and is a predicted model, not a curated record.